GCUCACCGGGCCGGACGCGGAGGCGGGGCCAGCCGGCCAGCGGCGCGCCUGCGCGACUCAAACGCACCCGCCGAUUCCGGGGUCCAAGAUGGUGGCGGAGGGGAGGAGGAGCGCGAGGGGGAGGAGAGUGCGCCCAACUUCUGCGGGUGGACCCGGGAGGCAGCCCCGGCCGCAGCCGCACGUGCGGAGGCCCGAGGCCUUGUGUCUUCCCGGCACAGCGCGGAGGCAGCUGCGGCCCGAGAGACGAGGGAGGGGAGGAAACGAGGUCAGAAAGUCAUGUGGCCAGGGCAGGUGGGCCUGGUAGGCCGCUGUGAAGGGAGAGACCCUGGGGGCCCCGGGCAGGACGUCCCCUUGGAGUAGAGUCACUCUGGGCACUGCAGCAGCCCGGGUGGCAGAUGUGGGGUGGCCUAGGCCGGCUGGUGGGCCUGGGAGGAACGGCCAGAUCCGCACGUAGCGUAAAGCUGCAGCCUUCGGGAUUUGCUGAGCUGUGGGGAUGUGGGUGCGAGAUGCUGAAGGAAAGGAGAAGUGGGCAUCAAGGAGGAUGGUGCCCUAAGGCUUUGUAGGAAGAAGUUUUGGGGAAAGUUCCGGAGUUCGGGCUUGGCUGUGUGAGCACAGUGGGGACCUUCUACCCUACCACUGCACCACCCAGCCCAUCUCCAUAAUUAGUGCGACGCAGAGAACCUGAUGCCACCUCUCCGGAUUGUCCCAAGCCGUUUACUUUCCCAGCUGUAUUGUGGAUUGAAGCCUCCAGCCUCUAUACAAACCAAGAUUUGCCUAACAAUGGCUCGUCCAAGCUCAAGUAUGGCUGACUUCCGGAAGUGUUUUGCAAAAGCCAAGCACAUAGUCAUCAUUUCAGGGGCUGGCGUCAGUGCUGAGAGUGGGGUACCGACUUUCAGAGGAGCGGGAGGUUAUUGGAGAAGAUGGAAAGCUCAGGACCUGGCCACCCCUCAGGCCUUUGCCCGAAACCCAUCCCAGGUGUGGGAGUUCUACCACUACCGGCGGGAGGUGGUGCAGAGCAAGGAGCCCAACGCCGGUCAUCUGGCCAUCGCUGAGUGUGAGGCCCGGCUGGGCAGGCAGGGCCGACGGGUCACGGUCAUCACGCAGAACAUCGACGAGCUGCACCGCAAGGCUGGCACCAAGAACCUUCUGGAAAUCCAUGGUAGCUUAUUUAAAACUCGAUGUACCUCUUGUGGAGUUGUGGCUGAGAAUUACAAGAGUCCAAUUUGUCCAGCUUUAUCAGGAAAAGGGGCUCCAGAACCUGAAACUCAAGAUGCCAGAAUCCCAGUGGAGAAACUUCCCCGGUGUGAAGAGGCAGCAUGCGGGGGCCUGCUGCGACCUCAUGUGGUGUGGUUUGGAGAAAACCUGGACCCUGCCAUCCUGGAGGAGGCUGGCAGGGAGCUGGCCCUCUGUGACUUGUGUCUCGUGGUGGGAACUUCCUCGGUGGUCUACCCCGCUGCCAUGUUUGCCCCCGAGGUGUCUGCCCGGGGGGUACCAGUGGCCGAAUUUAACAUAGAAGCCACCCCUGCAGCGAACAGAUUCAGGUACCGGGAUCACCAAGGUUUCAUUUCCAGGGGCCAUGUGGGACGACGCUUCCUGAAGCCCUUGCGCCUCAUGAAACUGAAACUGUUUCUUAAUUGCCCUGAGGAAGGAAGAAAUCACAGUGCAUCUGUAAGUACCAGGCCACCAACAGGAGAAACAGUCUUGUGGAUGGUGAGCUGAAUACUGAAAGGUCUGAAUGUAUCUUCUGGAAUCCAAACUGCUGAUAAGUGAUGGGACUUAGAGGAAAUAGUAGUAAACGUGUUUAGAAGGAGAAGUCACAGAACUUCUCAAGUCAAUUCACGUUAUCUGGUUUGAACUAAACAUAAGAUACCUCUGAUGUGUUUGGUUGGUUACCGGGAGGGAAACAACUUUGUAAUUAGAUUGUCUAAAAAAAGUAAUUUUUUUUUUUUUGCUAUUUGGGUAGAGGGGUAAAACCCUGGUAUUUCUGAUUUUUGUGCAAGGUUUGGUGGAAAAUAAAAUCCCUUUCUACAGCAGGUAAUUGACUGUAUAAAGGUGUUACCCCAAGA
Delphinapterus leucas (beluga whale) is the source of this 2066-nucleotide messenger RNA. Lineage: Eukaryota; Metazoa; Chordata; Mammalia; Artiodactyla; Monodontidae. The record is from RefSeq and is a predicted model, not a curated record.